AUGGGUUUACUCCAGUCCAUCCACAAACGGCCAGCGUAUGUUGAAAAGCCUGAUCCCAUCGGCAAUCAAACCUCAAACCAUGAUGAUCAAGGCUCCAGCAAGUCCUUGAAGUCAGUUGAGUCUAGCGGUUCAAAUGGGAUUCCACCGGCACUCAGUUUCGACAGGAUUCUGGAGGGAGGGACUUGCCCGCCUUGUACACUCCGCGAUUUCAUGAACUAUCUCCUUUACGUCGAGCGAUCAGCAGAGAAUCUCCAGUUCUUCCUGUGGCACCGCGACUAUGAGCGGCGCUUUGCCGCUGCCAAAACGGCCGACCUCUCGCUGGCUCCUGAGUGGACCCAGGCGAUGGAGGACGAGGCCAUCAUGCGCAUCAAAAAGGACCAGGCCGAAAAGGUGCGCAGGUCGCCCAAGGGAAGCGCUACCAUCUUCAAGGGCACCGACUUUGAGAAGAGCAUCGACAGCCGGGACGAGCUCGUCACCCCCGUCACCCCCGUAACACCCGUCACACCGACCGACAGGUCCCGGAGCCUCGCCAGCCAGGCGUUUGCGGCGGCCGGCGUGAAGGAUCCAUUCACCAUCCAACCCUUCCGCAAGGAACUCGACCGGGUCAUCGCCACCUACAUCAUGGACGGCGCGCCGCGGCAGCUCAACCUCUCCGAAGUCGAGCAGAAAACCACACUCCAGGCACUCGCGCACACGACGCACCCGUCGGCGUUCGCGCUGGUUGCGCGCCAGACCGACGCCGCCCUACGCCACCUGUCGCACCCCAACUUCAUCCGCUGGAGCAUCUGCAACGCCAACCCCACCCGCCUGUGUACCGCGUGGGGGGUGGGGUCCGGGGCGGUCUUGGUUGGGGUCGUGGUGGCGGUGGUGCUGACGCUGUCCGGGGCGGGGAGGGGGUAUCGUGCCCUGGCGGCGGUGGCGUGGGUGGCCGGGUUUGCGACGUUGAUGGGGGUUUAUAAGGGCAUGUGCAUCCUGCUCCACGGCCUGCGCCACCGGCACAUCCGGCCGUGGGAGCUCUUCGCCUCGGACGUGGACGGCGACGACGAGGACGCCAUCACCACCACCAAGCGCUCGUUCGACAGCUUUGGCUCCGCCAAUAGAUAUGAGGAUGAGCCGUGGCUGGUCCGUUACCAGAGGCGGCCCUUCGCCCGCAGGCUGUUUGACCGCGAGGUGUGGGUGGAGGAGCCGGCGCUGCGGCAGAUUCAGGAUGUCAUUUUUGUGCAGAGCAUCGUGUUUGCGCUUGUCUGUGCUGCUGUGUUGACGGCGGUGUUUGUGGCGGUGCCGGCGGGCGGGUUUUUCUAG
This is a messenger RNA of Chaetomium globosum CBS 148.51, 1302 nucleotides long. RefSeq lists its product as uncharacterized. The coding region runs from base 1 to 1302 and encodes 433 amino acids. The transcript has 4 exons. The record is from RefSeq and is a predicted model, not a curated record. NCBI's taxonomy places the organism in Eukaryota, Fungi, Ascomycota, Sordariomycetes, Sordariales, Chaetomiaceae.